This is a messenger RNA of Conger conger (European conger), 2730 nucleotides long. RefSeq names its product serine protease 23-like. Gene Ontology annotation, biological process: proteolysis. Gene Ontology annotation, molecular function: serine-type endopeptidase activity. Lineage: Eukaryota; Metazoa; Chordata; Actinopteri; Anguilliformes; Congridae. The record is from RefSeq and is a predicted model, not a curated record. The transcript is spliced from 2 exons. Bases 345 to 1475 code for a protein of 376 amino acids.
GCGACUCCCAGUCACGUGACCGCGCCUCUGAGAAAGUCGCAGCGCCUUGCGCAGCUUCGUCAGUCAAGAGUUUGCGCCUUUUUCAAUGAGUGUGCCUUCCCUUGCGCAAGUCUCCGCUGAAACUUUCUGUGCACUGUGGAAUAACGAUAUGAGUCCCGGGAAAGAAAAGGAAAAGCGCGAGUACCGAAGAAUUUGACACUUUUUGGUGGCUUACUUUCCUUGGAAAGUGCAGUGGCGUCUCCUCCAAUGCCCCAGCUGUAGAGACCUCCAGCUACCACUCUCGUACACCUGCCAGCCAGCCGCCCGUGGGAACAAGCGCAGGAUUUCAUUGGUUCUCCCUCGGGAUGGCGUUCCGGAUGCAUGUCCAGGCCCUCCUCCUGCUGUCGCUGUGCUCCCUGCUCCACAGCGCCUCCUGGAAGCCCCAGUGGCCUCAGCUCCGCGUGCCCGUGGUGAUGCCCCAGCGGACCGCACCGAUGCCCGCCCCGGAGUUCAUCUCCCAGGCCCGGCUAGAGGUCACCUCCUCCUGUGACCCGGACUGCCACAAGCAGGCCCCGACUCCCACCUACUGGGACCUGCGCCAGUUCCUGUCCUACGAAACGCUUUACUUCAACGGCAGCCUGCUGGAGACGGACGUGGGCAUCUAUGGGUUCAACCCGGCCGAGCUGAGACGGGACGCCCGCACCGGUCGGUCCCGGUCCCGGCGGCAGAUCUACGGGCCGGACAGCCGCUUCAGCAUCGUGGGGCAGGACUUCCUGCUGAACUACCCCUUCUCCACGGCCGUGAAGCUGUCCACCGGCUGCACGGGGACGCUGGUGGGGGAGCGGCACGUGCUGACGGCGGCGCACUGCGUGCACGACGGCAAGAACUACGUCAAGGGCGCGCAGAAGCUCAGGGUGGGCUUCCUGAAACCACGGCAACGCGACGCCCCGCCGCCCACCAACCGGACCGGCUCGGCCGCCCGGCCCGACAAGAUGAAGUUCCAGUGGAUCCGCGUCAAGCGCACCCACGUGCCCAAGGGCUGGGUCAAGGGGAGCGCCAACGAGAUCGGCAUGGACUACGACUACGCCCUGCUGGAGCUGAAGAAGGCCCACAAGCGCCGCUACAUGCGGAUGGGCGUCAGCCCCGCCGCCCGCCUGCUGCCCGGGAAGAGGGUGCAGUUCUCCGGGUUCGACAACGACCGGGUGGGCCAGCUGGUGUUCCGCUUCUGCAAGGCCCGCGAGGAGACCUACGACCUGCUGUACCAGCACUGCGACGCCCAGCCGGGGGCCAGCGGCUCCGGGGUCUACGCCCGCAUGUGGAACCGCCAGCAGCGGCGCUGGGAGCGGAAGGUCAUCGGCGUUUUCUCCGGCCACCAGUGGGUCGACCGCGACGGCGGCCCCCAGGAGUUCAACGUGGCGGUGCGCGUCACCCCCCUGAAAUACGCCCAGAUCUGCUACUGGAUCAAAGGCAACUAUGUGGACUGCAGGGAUGGCUGAGGAACGUGUAUGCAUGCCUGCAUAGCCACACACAAACACACAAGCACGUAUAUCCCCACACACAUGCACAGCCACACACAAACACACAUGCAUGCAUACAUGCAUGGCCACACACAAAAUACAUGUGCAUGCAUAGCCACACACAAACACACAUCCAUAUCUCCACAAAAGCAUUCACACAUACAUACUCACAAUAGCAUGCAUGCAUGCUUACCUACACACAAGCACACAUGCACGCAUACACACACACACGCACACAUUGCUGAACUGCACUGAUUUAUUCAACAAGAAUGUUACUGCAUAGGAAUGGAAGCGAUCUAAGGAAUAUUCAGAAGUUUAAAUUGGAUGAGGACAUAACAGGAUAUCGGAGGAGGGGGUCAGAGGUCAGCAUCCAAACAGCUGGACACUGUACAUCUUUCCUUCCUCAAGUUCAGAGAGAUGGGAGGUCUGGAAGUAAAAGAGAAAAAUUGUCUGUGUUUCUUUUAUCCCAGUGUAGGGCUUAGCGUUUGCGUUUGCACUGAGAACUGGGGCCGAGUGUGUUUAUGUAUCCUGCGAUAGAGGGCUAAGCUAUGCGUGUGUGUAUAUGGAAUGGAGAUAUAGAGCUGUUUUGUGCGCAUGUUUUUCCUGUUAGCCGCAUAUAGUGACACUAUCACUACAUGCCCUGCUGCUGCAAAGCCCUGCCUCUCUUCGGGGGAUACCCUGCUGAUGGGUAAUCUGCAUUCCUGCUACUGCAGCACACCCGUAUCAGCACUGGCUUAGAGGGCUGAGCACGGGCACUCGUAUUAAAUCCUCAACGAGAAGGCUGGGGGUCAGAGGUCAGGGGCUGUUUGCUUUCCACUGUGAGAAGUGUUCCGAUAAAGGCCGUGUGAGAUCACAGAGGGCGGGGACUCCACAGUGCUCUGACAGAAGAUGACUGCACACAUGAUAGCAGUUCUACAGAGUGAAAACUGCCGGAAGCACUGAAGGAAGGGGACAGUGAUGUAACAGACCACACCCACACCCACAGCCCCAGAGGUCACAAGGCCACACUGAUAAUGCCUGUCAACUCUUGUCAAUGCCAUUUCUAUUAGACUACUAAUCAUAUAGACCAUGCUAAGAAACGCAUUUAAUCGGUUUCAUUUACGCUGAAAAUCUUCAAUCCACGAAUGCAUAUUUUGAAGAAUGUAUCACUUUAACCAAAGGUGCUAUUUUUUGCUUUAAAUAAAUUUGUAAAAAAAAUACAUAUAAUAAAAAAUGCAAAUCUCUACUGAAUAUA